AUGGGAGACACCGCGUGCGUGCUCGCCGAGCUCGUGCGUUGUCGCAGGGACGUCGCGCGAUGUCGUGCCGACGGCGAGCACACGAAGGCGCUCGAGCUCUUGAUUCGUCAGAGAGAUUUACUUCAACGACAAGCCGAAAGAUCGACCGCUGACGCGAAAGUGAUCGCACCGAUCGUGGAAAAGAUCGAUCGGGACAUGGUGCGGGUUCGUGGGGAGAUGCGAGGGGUGACGAACGCGGAGAACGGCGGGAAGAAGGGGGAGUUGACGAAGAUCGUUGAUUCCGAGAGCGCGCGCGGGGGAGCCGCGGAGACGCGAAGAGGGACGACGACGGCGACGACGGCGGCGACGACGACGACGGGGGCGGUAGAGGGUGAUCGACGAAGCGUAGGCGCGGUGAAGAGCGCGGUGCCGGCGGUGAAGGCGACGACGACGGCGAGAGUGGUUGAUUUCAAAGCCGUGGACGAGACCUUGGCAAAGUGCGCGAGCUGGGGACCGACUCCACCGCCGAUCGUGGAGCUAGACGAGGACGAGGACGAGCUUGGACCGGUAGAUUUAAAUCGACAGUUCGGUGGCGUGGACGCGGGGAAGGGGCUGAAGAGGCAGAAACCGUUCGAUCCGCCGGUUGUGAGGGAGAGAAAGAGUCCGUCACGAGGGAGGAAGAAGCAAAACGUGCGCGACGACGAGCCGGCUUCGAGGUGGGAAGGGGACCGCGACGCGGCGGUGAAGCCACCACCUAGCCGUUUCAUGAGCGCUGGAGAGCGAUUGGACCUGGAAAAUGCGGCGAAGGGGUUGCCACCGGCGCAUGCGCAGUAUCGCGCGGCGAAGGAGGCGAAUGGGGCGACUCGAUCAUACGGUGGUCGCGGUCGCGGUCGCGGUGGGUUCGUGCCUCCGUACGGCGGUGGCGCCGGCGGAGGUAAUGGACAACGCAUGAAACCGAAUCAGACGGGAAACGACGAUGAGGACGGGCCACCAUUCAGCGAGGCCGUGAUGCAAAAGCUAUCGCCGAACGGUGAGCCAAUAUCUGAGGACAUUCUCAAGCUUGACAGAGAAAUCGUCGAACGUGUGGUGAGUGAGAUUUUGGACAGACACGAGAGCGUGGAUUGGGAAAGCAUAGCAGGUCUCGAGCACCCCAAGGCGGCAGUACAAGAGCUCGCGGUGUGGCCCAUGAUGAACCCCGAGCUUUUUGUCGGAGCACGCGCCGUGCCAAAGGGCUUGCUUUUAUUCGGACCGCCGGGCACCGGUAAGACGUUAAUCGGUCGCGCUGUGGCAAGUCAGUGCGGUGCCACGUUCUUUUCCAUCUCGGCAUCGAGCUUGACGAGCAAGUGGAUAGGCGAGGGUGAAAAAAUGGUUCGCGCUCUGUUUGCCGUCGCUAGACAUUUAUCUCCGGCUGUGAUUUUUGUGGAUGAAAUCGAUUCCUUACUGUCCGCUCGUAAAUCUGACGGCGAGCACGAAAGCUCUCGACGGAUGAAGACGGAAUUCUUGGUACAAAUGGACGGCCUAGGAGGCGGUGAAAACGACAGACUUUUACUUAUCGGGGCAACAAACAGGCCACAAGAGCUCGAUGAUGGUGCGCGUCGACGCAUGCCAAAACAGCUCUACAUCCCUCUACCGUGCGCCGCGGCGAGACGAGACAUGAUCCUUCGCACGCUCUCAGUGGGCAAAGGCGUCGCUCAUAGCCUCACAGACGCCGAUUUGGAUAUGAUUUGCGAGAAAACCGAGGGAUAUUCUGGCUCUGACAUGAAGCAUCUCAUUCAAGAGGCUG
Messenger RNA from Ostreococcus tauri, 1762 nucleotides. Its product is annotated as P-loop containing nucleoside triphosphate hydrolase. NCBI's taxonomy places the organism in Eukaryota, Viridiplantae, Chlorophyta, Mamiellophyceae, Mamiellales, Bathycoccaceae. Gene Ontology annotation, molecular function: ATP hydrolysis activity; ATP binding. The transcript has a single exon. The record is from RefSeq and is a predicted model, not a curated record. The annotation marks the transcript as partial.